Messenger RNA from Phytophthora infestans T30-4, 2291 nucleotides. RefSeq lists its product as uncharacterized. Gene Ontology annotation, molecular function: ubiquitin protein ligase activity; protein-folding chaperone binding. Gene Ontology annotation, cellular component: cytoplasm. Lineage: Eukaryota; Oomycota; Peronosporomycetes; Peronosporales; Peronosporaceae. The transcript has a single exon. The record is from RefSeq and is a predicted model, not a curated record. Gene Ontology annotation, biological process: cellular response to misfolded protein; protein polyubiquitination; proteasome-mediated ubiquitin-dependent protein catabolic process. The coding region runs from base 1 to 2244 and encodes 747 amino acids.
AUGCAGGGAGGAACUCCCCAUGACGACACGGCAGCUCGUCUGGCGUCCAACGUAGAGCCUCUACUGGCAGAAACGCGUGCACAUCUGCUGCAUAAGGAACCUGACCGUGCGCGUGCGAGUUUCCUACGUCUGCCUGAGCUGGAAUCACGUCGAAAAGCGUAUCUAGAGGCGACACUACGCGAUUUCUACGCCGCUGGAUUGUUCGACAUCCCUGUGCUGCUUACGUUUCUGGAAGCUCUUCCUAGCUGGCAUUGGACACUAGAUGGUUGCGCUGUACUGCACAACGUAAGUUCCGCGUUGCGAGCACCCAGUAGUGGCGCCGGGGGAGGUGGCAACGCUCUCAGAGCGCUCGAAGUGCGACAACGCAAGUUCCCACAGCUACCAUUAGCAUUUUUCCUACUUAAACUCAUGAGCCACUUGGAAGGAAGUGCUCGCGUACGUGCUGAGAGCUACUGGUACGCGUGGGUGAGUCCUACUCUGCGUGCAGUGGCCAGUGGACAGCCACUCGAACUCACGAUUCUCUCGAGAACUGGCCGUAGCGAGUACCAACAGGGAGAUGCAAGUAAAGAAGAGCUACUGUAUGCACCUGGCAAUGCCGGAACGUUUGACAACGACCGUCGUAACGCGUUGUGUUGGGUCGGGGAAGAGAGUGACAAUGACAUGGCUACAUGGCCUGACGACAAAGACCGCACCAAGGCGCAAUGGAGACUCAUCCCUUCGGACGUGCACACAGACACGUUUCUCCUCCAAAGUGUGCGGUUCGAAGAGUAUUUGUACGCUGCGGACUAUGCCAAAUUCAAGAAAGACACUCGAGGCAAAAGCAGGAGUCGCGUCUUUACGUGGCGGAAACAAGGCGAAGCGGCGGGACCUGCGGGCAAGUGGCAGUUGGUGUCUUUGAGUGUGGAAGAGAGAGAUGUGUGUGCCCUGUAUAAUCCGUACCAGCGCGAGUUUUUGUAUUCCCCCACCGCGGAUUUAAUGGACAGUAAGAGACGUCACGUGUUGACGCGAGCAGCACCCGAAGGCGCGCGGGAGGCGUCUGCGACCGAAGGAGGAGCCAUGUGGUGUGCGUGGCGCAUCGCUCCGGCGCAGCAAUCGUCCAUGGAGCGAGGCGUGGAGGCCUUUUUCGCCAAGAAGUACCCCGUCGCAGUCGAGCAACUCACGCAGGCUCUGGCCGACUUGCCAGACAACACGGAGCACGUGAAAUGCUUUGCGUAUCGUAUGACGGCGAACUUGCGUCUGCGUCGCUUCGACCUGGUGGCGCCGGAUUUCCAAGCCAUCCAGACGCUUGGAGGCGACAAGGCUGCGAUCUUCCAUGGCCUGGCGCACCUGUGGGAAGAGAACGCCAGUUACCUCGCUGCGAUGGCCUCGUCGUCUCCGGAGCUGCAGAUCCAGGCCAUGGAGAUCUCGACGUCUCCCGAGAACCCCUUCUUCAUGCGCCACCAAGUGUCCAAAGGCGACGACUAUUUCGUUCGCAGAGACUUCCAAGCGGCCAUUGUGUGCUACCAGGAAGCGGCGACGUGCGCGUCCUCGGACACGAGCGUGGAAGACCGCGAGACGACACGACAGCGUGUCCGUGCGUAUGUGUCGUGUGCCAAGUGUUUCUUCGCCCUGGACGAGAGUGCGAACGCGUGGCAAUAUUUGAGUAUCGCACACGACAUCACGGACGUGUCGGUGGAAGGCGAGGCGGCCAUUUUACUCUGGAAAGGCAAGUGUCGUCGAGCGCAGAAAUCCUACGACGAGGCGCUGGAACUGCUAGAGAAAGCGUUCGAUCGAGCGACGGCGGCGUCGGCAGCUUCUGUGGCGGGUGCGCCCAUGUCUGCGGCGGUUCUGAAGCGCUCUAUCUUGAUGGAGAUGAAGGUGGUGGGGCUGUUGAGACAGGGCGUCUACGAUACGUUGUUGGCUACGGGCGAGAGUGGAGUUGCAGCUCAAGGGAAGAGCACGACGGAAGACAAGGAGCCGGUGACUGGCGGAGACGCGGAGAAAACACUGACGCAAAUGAUGGAAAUGUUCCACUGUCCCUUGAGUCUAGAGCUCAUGGACGACCCCGUGACGACUCCCGACGGCAACACGUACGAGCGCUCGAUGAUCGAGCAGCAUCUCGAAGUGAACGGCUGCUUCGACCCGUUGACGCGAGCGCCACUGACCAAGUCACAACUCCACCCGAACCGAGCUCUGAAGCAACUCAUGGAGACGCUGCUUAGUGACCAUCGGCUCGGACUGCUCCUGGCUUCGUGCUCGACCUAGAAGAUUUCUUAACAUGAAAAAUGCAACUCAUUUUUUUCUCUGCGUAA